Ooceraea biroi (clonal raider ant) is the source of this 2374-nucleotide messenger RNA. RefSeq names its product UTP4 small subunit processome component l(3)72Dn (gene l(3)72Dn). Gene Ontology annotation, cellular component: small-subunit processome; t-UTP complex; 90S preribosome. Lineage: Eukaryota; Metazoa; Arthropoda; Insecta; Hymenoptera; Formicidae. Gene Ontology annotation, biological process: maturation of SSU-rRNA from tricistronic rRNA transcript (SSU-rRNA, 5.8S rRNA, LSU-rRNA). The record is from RefSeq and is a predicted model, not a curated record. Gene Ontology annotation, molecular function: RNA binding; protein binding.
CUUUAUCGAGAAUAUUACUAACAGCCAAUCAAAAUGUCACUAGAUAUAGUUAAAAAAACACUGACGCUCCGGAUUGGUCACUUAGCGGAAAAUCUAGUAAUGUUGUCCAACUGUUGAGCCUGCCGAACGGUGCCAGGUUUAUAAGGUUAUGUUUCCCACGUGCGCAACGUUUUUGUGAUUAUGUUUAUUACGUUAUAAUUGAUUAUAUUUGGGAUUAUAUUUAAAUAUAUAGCAAAUGAGUUAUGGCUUCAUAUCGCAUACACAAUAUUAGAUUUUACAAUCUCGAACCGAAGUCCGUCACUUGUUUAUGUUAUGAACCAAAAACUAAAAAGGUAGCUCUUGCGAGAGCCGGUAAUUCUAUAGAAAUCUGGAAUGUCGGCAAUGCUCCAUUCGUCGAAUGCACCAUAGCCGGUCACGUCAAGAACUCGGUUGAGAGCAUACUAUGGAUCGGUACGAGACUGUUCUCGACCGGCCUCCAGGGAGCAGUGGUGGAGUACGAUUUAACGACGCUAGGAAUCAAGUACGAGGUCUUGGUGACGGGAGGCUCGGCCUGGUGCAUGGACGUGAAUCAUGAGAAGACCCGGCUAGCUGUCGGCACAGAGGACGGUUACAUCAAUACCUUCAUCGUGCGCCAAGAGAAGCUGAUUUACGAGAGAAUAUUCGACAAGCAGAAAGGAAGAAUUCUGUGCAUAAAGUGGGACAACACGGGUGAGAUGAUCUAUACAGGCUCGACCAACACCAUCAGAGUGUGGAGCGCCAUAUCUGGGCACGCGAUACACAAAAUGACGACGUCGAAAAGUAAAGUCAGGAAAGACACGAUAGUUUGGUGCCUCGCCGUUACCGACGACAACGUAAUAAUCUCGGGCGACUCUCAUGGGUUCCUGUCCUUCUGGGAUCCUCACGUAGGAGUGUUGAUAGAGUCCCACGAGAGCCACACGGCUGACAUACUGGCCGUCACAUUGUCGCACGACAUGAACAUUGUAUACUGCACGGGCGUGGAUCCGGUCGUGAGAAGUUUCUGCAAGGUUAUCCUGAAAUCCAGCGGCAAGCCCCAGUGGGUGAAGGGAAUCGAGAGAAGGUUACACGUGCACGACGUUCGAGCUCUCGUAGAGGCCAACGGGAAGCUCUAUUCGGCUGGAGUGGACGGCUACCUCGCCGUGUCGAGUUAUCCGCCGAAGAAUCUCGUCAAGUAUCCACCCUUGCUGCAGCCGCCCUGCGCCACGAUCUGUCGCAAGUCCAGGUGCAUCCUGCUACGGUACACCAACUAUCUGGAGCUGUGGCGACUCGGCUCGGCCACUAAAGAUCCCCCGGAGCCGGUACGUUCUUCUAUGCUGCAUCAACUGGACGACCAGCCCAUAAAAUUGUUGCAGUUGCAAACGAAGGGUGAUGAAAGCAUCAUCUCUUGUGCCAUCAACAAGGAUUCUAAAACUAUCGCGUACUCGACCGACACUCACGUGAGAAUAUUCAAUUUCGACGUAGUGGAGGGAGACGCUCAGCUGUCCAGGAACGAUACCGACUUGCCCAUGAAACGGAUACAGAAGAUGCUGUUCAGUCCGAACGGCAAACUGUUCGCCACCAUCAACAAUGACGGCAGUGCGAACACCGUGACGCUGUUCAAAGUGGAGAAGAGAAGUCUGAGCUUGAUCGGUUCGUUCCAAACGACGAAGGAAUCCAUCGCGAAUGCCGGUCUUGUGUGCUUCUCGCCAGACAGCAAGUACCUGGUGUGUGCGGACCGGCAAUGCGGGAUCGCCGUGUACUUCAUCGGUGACGGCGUAACGGCGGAGUCGCUCAAGGCUUGGCAAUUACCGAAGUACAGCUGCCCGCCGACGGCGAUGGCCGUGCAGAAGGGCACGCUUAAUCUGGUUGUAGUGUAUUCCGAUCAUAAGAUCGUCGAAUACAAUCUCCCAAGGAGACAAUACACAGAGUUCUCCAAUACUCUGCAAAGUCGAAUACCGAAACAAUGGUUGGCGCGUCCGUUCCCAAUUACGAACGUCAUAUUCGAUCCGGGUAACGAGAACAUCAUUAUUAUGCAGGAUGACUCAAGUGUGUACGUUAUUAACAAGGUCGGUGAAUUAUCAGAGAGGGCGGCAAAACUUUCAAGGCGUGAAAAUGGAGAGAGCGCGGAAGACAGCAACUCCGUUUCAAGCUCGCAGUACCAGCAUGCGUUCCAAGUUGCCAAGAAGUAUAAGCAUCUCGUCUAUUUAAAUUGGUUGAACGACGAAGAGCUGGUUGCAGUCGAGGUGAAUCCAACAUCGCUAUCGGAAAAGUUACCACCCACGUUAAAACAAAAGUUCUUUGGCAUGUAAAUAUUGUAUUUACGAUCAUCGAUAAAGUGCUAUUAAUAAUAAUAAUAAUAAAAUAAGUUUAUAUUUUA